UUAUUAAAAACCAAAAAAAACUAUAUAAAAAAAAAAUUCACCAACUUUUUGUUGUUUUUGAAUAACCCCCAUUUUCAUUCCUCCCUUCCUUAAUUUUCUCCCCACUUCUUCUCUAUCCCAGCUUCAACUGAUUAUUUUCCAUGGGUAACUGUAACGCUUGUAUCAGACCCGAAGAAGGCCCUAAAAAAAACCCACAACCCAAAAAGAAAAAAACCCGACCCAACCCAUUCGCAACUAACCAAGCUCAACCCGCCCCGGUUCGAGUCCUUAAAGACAUAAUCCCCGCCGUCGGACCCCGUAUAAGCGAUACAUACGUAAUCGGUCGUGAAUUAGGGCGGGGUGAAUUUGGUGUCACUUAUUUAUGUACAGACCGGGAAACAAAAGAUCGGCUCGCUGUAAAAUCAAUUUCAAAAAGAAAACUAAGAACUGCAAUAGAUAUAGAAGAUGUAAGAAGAGAAGUAGCGAUUAUGUCUACACUUCCGGUUCAUCCAAAUAUAGUCCGGCUUAAAGCGGUUUAUGAAGAUAAUGAGGCGGUUCAUUUGGUUAUGGAGUUAUGUGAAGGUGGCGAGUUGUUUGAUAGGAUUGUUGCUCGUGGACAUUAUUCGGAAAGAGCUGCGGCUACGGUUGCGAAAACGGUUGCUGAAGUUGUUAAGUUGUGUCAUGAUAAUGGUGUUAUGCAUAGAGAUUUGAAACCUGAGAAUUUCUUGUUUGCUAAUAAGAAGGAAAAUUCUCCUCUUAAAGCUAUUGAUUUCGGUCUCUCUGUUUUCUUCCGUCCUGGGGAAAGGUUCACAGAAAUAGUAGGGAGCCCAUACUACAUGGCCCCAGAAGUGCUAAGGAGGAAUUAUGGGCCAGAAGUGGAUGUGUGGAGUGCUGGAGUUAUUUUGUACAUUCUUCUUUGCGGGGUUCCCCCUUUUUGGGCAGAGACUGAGCAGGGUGUGGCAUUGGCGAUAUUGCGUGGGGUUCUUGAUUUCAAAAGGGAACCAUGGCCUCAAAUAUCUGAGACUGCCAAGAGUUUAGUCAAACAGAUGUUGGAUCCAGACCCUAAGAAACGAUUGACUGCUCAACAAGUUCUUGAACACCCUUGGAUACAAAACGCGAAGAAAGCUCCAAAUGUCCCAUUGGGAGAUAUUGUUAGGACAAGACUCAAGCAGUUUGCUGGGAUGAAUAGAUUCAAAAAGAGAGCUCUAAGGGUCAUAGCUGAACAUUUAUCAGUCGAAGAGGUUGAAAUUAUAAAAGAUAUGUUCAUGUUGAUGGAUACUGACCGAGAUGGAAGAAUAACUUUUGAGGAAUUGAGGGCUGGCCUCCGAAAGGUUGGUUCCCAACUUGCUGAACCUGAGAUAAAGCUACUUAUGGAAGUGGCUGAUGUUGAUGGGAACGGUUACUUGGACUAUGGAGAGUUCGUAGCAGUAACAAUUCACUUGCAGAAAAUGGAAAACGAUGAACACUUCCACCGAGCAUUCAUGUACUUCGACAAAGAUGGAAGUGGCUACAUUGAGCUGGAUGAGCUUCGAGAUGCCUUGGCUGACGAAUCAGCUCAAACAGAUUCCGAUGUUGUUACUCAGAUCAUGCAAGAAGUUGAUACCAACAAGGAUGGUCGGAUAAGUUACGAAGAGUUUGUAGCAAUGAUGAAAACUGGGACUGAUUGGAGGAAGGCUUCAAGACAGUACUCAAGAGAACGAUUUAAGAGCUUAAGUCUUAACUUAAUGAAAGAUGGUUCAUUACAACUUCAUGAUGGGAUGACUGGCCAAGCUGUUGUGGUGUAAAUUAAGCAUAUAGUUGGCUUUGGAGUUCUCUUAUGGAAUGUCUCAACAUAAAGGGGUUUGUAUUGUACUUAUAUUUUACUUUUUGACACAAAUGUACUUAAUUUUUUUAUCUUUUCAUCUUGUAUAUUUCUUUUCUCAAUUGAUAAUCCAUACUAUUUUAUGUAUAGAGAGAUUCAAGUAGUUUUUGCUUCGGCUUGUAUCAUAUAUCAAUUGUGUAUUAAAGUAGUGUAUUUUCUGCGAUUCAAUAUUGAGGAAAAUUUAGGUUUUUUUGUA
Amaranthus tricolor (Joseph's coat) is the source of this 2036-nucleotide messenger RNA. Its product is annotated as calcium-dependent protein kinase 10-like. Bases 141 to 1763 code for a protein of 540 amino acids. Gene Ontology annotation, molecular function: calmodulin binding; calcium ion binding; calcium/calmodulin-dependent protein kinase activity. Gene Ontology annotation, biological process: intracellular signal transduction; peptidyl-serine phosphorylation; protein autophosphorylation. Gene Ontology annotation, cellular component: cytoplasm; nucleus. Lineage: Eukaryota; Viridiplantae; Streptophyta; Magnoliopsida; Caryophyllales; Amaranthaceae. The record is from RefSeq and is a predicted model, not a curated record. The transcript has 7 exons.